AUGGCUGCCGCAAAGCUAAAAGGUAAGAAGGAAGUGGACAGUUCUAGUCGUGGAAAAUCAAGUAAAAGUCCCAGUGGAAUUGAUCUUGAUGACUCGUAUCUGCCUGUGGUGAAGUCUAACUCCACCAUUGAUGCGAGCGAUGAAAAGUGGUACAAGUUGACCUCGUUGGUUCUUACUGCUUUGGCAUUUGCGACCAGAUUUUACUCGAUUAAUUACCCCAACGAAGUUGUUUUUGAUGAAGUGCAUUUUGGCAAAUUUGCCAGUUACUACAUUCAGAGGACCUACUUCUUUGAUCUCCACCCUCCUUUCGCGAAACUGUUAAUCGCGUUUGUCGGUUAUAUUGUCGGGUUUAAGGGAGAUUUUAAAUUCGACAAUAUUGGAGAUAGCUAUAUUGAAAACUCGGUGCCUUAUAUUCCUCUGAGAGCUUUGUCUGCUAUUCUGGGCACUUUAACUGUGCCCAUAGUGUUUGCUACCAUGAAGGAAAGCGGAUACAGUGUUCCUACUGCUGCAUUUGCUGCCCUUUUGAUUUUAUUUGACACUGCUCAUGUUGCUGAGACCAGACUCAUUCUUCUGGACGCUACGCUGAUCAUUUCGGUUGCCGCAUCCAUCCUGUGCUAUGUCAGAUUCACCAAGCAGAGAGAUUCGCCUUUCUCCAAAUUGUGGUGGAAAUGGCUUCUGCUGACUGGUGUAUCGUUGUCUUGUGUCAUUUCCACCAAAUAUGUCGGUGUUUUCACGUAUCUGACAAUUGGUGUUGGUGUUUUGUUCGACCUCUGGCAAUUGCUAGAUGUGAAAAAGGGACUCAGUAUGCGCCUUUUCUUCAGACACUUUAUUGCCAGACUCUAUUCUUUGAUUGUUUUGCCAUUCUUCAUCUAUCUGGGCUGGUUCUACAUCCAUUUUGCGAUCCUGACCAAGUCUGGACCUGGUGAUGGGUUCAUGACCUCCGAGUUUCAGGAGACUCUGGGUGAUUCACCUUUGGCUAGAGAGGCCAGACAGGUGAACUACCAUGAUAUCAUCACCAUUAAACACAAGGAUACCCAAUGUUUUCUCCACUCGCACCCUUAUCAGUAUCCUUUGCGUUACGAUGACGGCAGAGUGUCGUCUCAGGGCCAACAAGUUACCUGCCACACCGUUGAUGACGAGAACAAUCAAUGGGAGAUUGUUCCUCCAGUCAUUCCUGACGAGAACAACAAACUGGGCCGUCCUGUUCUUCAGGGAGAUGUCAUCAGAUUAAGACAUUUGGGCACUAACGGUUAUUUGCUGGCUCACGAUGUGGCUUCUCCAUUAUUUCCAACCAACGAGGAGUUCACGGUGAUUGACUUGGAACAGGCUCAAGCAGGCAGGUUUAACGACACUCUUUUUAGACUGGACCCCUAUGACAAGAAGAAGUCAAAUGUCUUGCACACCAAGUCUUCGGUGGUCAAGUUCCUCCAUGUCCCCACCGUUGUUGCUAUGUGGACCCAUGAUGACGAGCUUUUGCCAGAUUGGGCUUUCAACCAGCAGGAAGUGAACGGUAACAAGAAAGUUCAGGACAAUGACAACUAUUGGUACGUAGAUCAGAUCGUUGGUUUGAACGAUGCCAGAAGUAUUUAUGUCCCAAAGACGGUGAAAAAGAUGCCUUUCUUAAAGAAAUGGUGGGAGCUCCAGGGAACCAUGUUUGAGCAGAACAACAAGUUGACCAGCGAGCAUCCCUUUGCCUCUGACCCCAUUACGUGGCCGGUUACUCUGGGAGGUGUCUCUUUCUGGACCAAGAACGAUACCAGGGAACAGAUCUACUUCAUCGGUAAUAUCUUUGGAUGGUGGUUGGAGAUAGCACUCAUAUUUUGUUAUGUGGCAUUACUUUUGGCCGAUCAGCUUUCCCGCAGAAGAGCAGUCUAUAUUCUCAAUGACAAGGCUAGAGCCAGACUCUACCAUAACCUUGGAUUCUUGUUUAUUGGUUGGUGUUGCCAUUACUUACCAUUCUUCUUGAUGAGCAGACAGAAGUUUCUACACCACUACUUGCCAGCGCAUUUGAUUGCUGCUCUGUUUAGUGCUGGUCUGUUGGAGUUCAUUUUCUCUGACAACAGAUCGAACGACAUGAAAUCUGACGCGGAGAUCAAGGCGGUAGCCUCUUCAGGCGAGGAAAGCUCCAACAAGCUGGCUGUCUUGCCUUAUGUAUCUACAUUGGUGCUAUUGGUUUCCAUCCUUGUGACCUGUUUUGUGUUCUAUGCUCCAUUGACAUAUGGAAACAAGGGUCUCAGUCCCGAUGAGAUCGUUCAGAGACAAUGGUUGGACAUCAAAUUGCACUUUGCGAAAUGA
This is a messenger RNA of Kuraishia capsulata CBS 1993, 2295 nucleotides long. RefSeq lists its product as uncharacterized. NCBI's taxonomy places the organism in Eukaryota, Fungi, Ascomycota, Pichiomycetes, Pichiales, Pichiaceae. Gene Ontology annotation, cellular component: membrane; endoplasmic reticulum. Gene Ontology annotation, molecular function: dolichyl-phosphate-mannose-protein mannosyltransferase activity. Gene Ontology annotation, biological process: protein O-linked glycosylation via mannose. The record is from RefSeq and is a predicted model, not a curated record. The transcript has a single exon. Bases 1 to 2295 code for a protein of 764 amino acids.